Messenger RNA from Prunus dulcis (almond), 2602 nucleotides. Its product is annotated as FCS-Like Zinc finger 10. NCBI's taxonomy places the organism in Eukaryota, Viridiplantae, Streptophyta, Magnoliopsida, Rosales, Rosaceae. The transcript is spliced from 3 exons. The coding region runs from base 1207 to 2334 and encodes 375 amino acids. The record is from RefSeq and is a predicted model, not a curated record.
AAUGAAAGAGAAAUGGAGAAGUAUAUCAGUUUUCUUCUUAGUGAAGAGCCUCUGUCUCUCUGGUUUUCAGUGCAUACAAUAUAAGAAAGGAAAAUAUGAGUUAUAAAAGUGAAGGCAAGUUAAAGUUAGAGACUUUUUCACUGUCUAUCUAUGCUUUAUGUGGAUUGUUUUUGUAGUCUCAACUUCAUCAGUGAAGUUGCGGAGAAGAAAGCCAGUUCAUUAGGAUGCGUGUAUCGGUCUUUCAGUUGUGCAAAAUUUUCAGACUUUGAUCAUAAUGGAUACCCUUUGAUACAUUUUGAAGGAUUAAUCACUUGCUGUAUUCGUGACCGCAUUUUCAACUUAGCUCUUGGGUACCCUUGAAUUCUUUAUCAUCCCCGAGCAAGUUUAAACGAAUUUAUGUAUUUAUUUGGGAAAAUCAAAAGGAUCUAUAUCUGCUUUUAGUAUUAUUGUGACCGGACAUUGAAGACAAUUUUCUAUAAUGGGUUCUAUGAAUUAACUUAUUUCUGCACUUAGUUUGGUCUCUAAGCUUCUUGAGUGUGUAAUUUAAGUUGUACUCUCUAGGUUGUUCUGGGAUUUUUGAUUAGUUAUGACGUGGGAAAUUUUUAAUUAGUUAUCAUUUGGGAAAUUUUUAAUCUUGAUCAUCAAUCCAUGUUUUUACAUUUAUUUCUGAAUGUGUCAACAAAAUUUCUUAUUUGGGUUGCCCUUGAUUUUCCCUGCCUGCCUGUAUAAUGGUUCAUUGAUGCAUGCUCAUGGUUUACCCUUCUUCCUCUGAUUAUGUCCAGUUGAUUUUAUUCGAUUGUACUCCUAAUUAUUCCACUGGAAAUUAUUUUUUGGACAAUUAUCUUCUCAUUUGUUCUUUUCUUUUUGUCAUCAGUGCUUACAAGAUGCAUUUCCACUUCCUAUUAUCCAUUAUGUGCACUCAAGCUUUAUCAUUUGUGUAGCUAGGUGGAUGGUCAAUGUUGCUCGCAACCUACUUCUUCACUCAUUGGUUACGGUGUUGGUUUGUUUUUUCAUAUGAUAGGUUUUGAACUUAGGAUUUACCUUUUUCCCAUCCUACUCCAGGAUUUAGUGGUUACUACCAUCGAUUUACAGUAAGGAAUUGCUGGUUCCUCUUAAGAGAAGUGAGCUGUUUAGAAUAUUACAGAGGAAGAUAAGCAUGUCACGUGCUAAAAGUUUGUGCGCGAUGAUCUAGUGACUUAUUCUAAUAUGUUAAGCCUGAAACAUACAAGCAACUCACUUUCCAGUAUUCAUGGUUUCUUUACAGGGUUUGGUAAUAAAGGUUCGUUAGAUUCUGACUCAGUUAGGAGUCCUACAUCUCCCCUAGAUUUCAGAGUUCUUUACAAUCUUAGCAACCCAUUUAGUCUUAAGUCUGGUAGACCAUCGUCACAAAAUGGAAAUCAAACGAAAUGGGAUUGUGGUAAAGAAGGCCUCGGCAUUGUCAAUUCAUUCGGUGAUGAAACUAAAGCAACUAGUGAAGUUAUUGGUUCACCAAAGAGGAAGAAUAUAAUUUUUGGAUCACAGGUGAAAACUAUGGUCGCUAACUCCUCAAAGAUUUAUUAUGAUUCAGACGAUUGUCCCAUCAAGUCCAAAUCUUUAAAUAGGAACUACAUAACUCUCGAUCCCCAACACCAAGCAGACAAAGUGAAUGGUUUCUUUGGGAAUGUGGGACGUCCUUUGGAAUCUGAACCAUCUGAAAACAUUGCAUCAUUCUUGUUGAACUCCAGUGGUUCCUCACAAAGUGGCUCUAUGUAUGAUCCAAACUUGAGGUUCAAAAGUCUUGAUUCAGUGGAUAAAACUUUGAGUUCAUCUUUAGUUUUAGGCAGAAGUUUCCAAGUAGAAAAUUCAGUGGGUUUCAAACCCAGUUCACUUCCAGUACCCAUUGCCUCUACCCAUCAAUAUGCAUCCUCUAUCUCUGCAAGAGAGAUAGAACUGUCUGAGGAUUAUACCUGUAUAAUUUCUCAUGGUCCAAAACCUAAGACAACUCAUAUUUUUGGGGACUGUAUUUUGGAAUGUCACACAACUGAGUUAAACAAUUUUGAUGAAGCAAAACUCUGGAUAGAAUCACCUCGAGUGGCUAAGUACCAGGACAGAUUGGCAAAUGAGCAUUUGGAUGAAGCUUUGAGACUCUGUUACACCUGCAAGAAGAACUUGGAAGGAGAAGAAAUGUACAUGUGCAGAGGUGAGAAAGCAUUUUGUAGUUUCGAUUGUCAUUCGGAGAAGAUUUUUGCUGAAGAGGAAAUAGAAAGUACUUGUGAUAAUUCUGCAGGUAGCUCUUCUGAAAGCUACCAUGAAGAUCUCUUCUUAUUCGGCAUGCAUUGUGAGGACAUAGAAUAGUCAUAGGUCUUGCUGUCUAUCAUUUUGAGCUGAUGGAUUUCAAGUGGCUGAACGCCCUGAUCAUUAGUUUUUUUCUUAUUGUUUCCUAAUUCGCCGCAAUUAAGUGUUCAUCUAAGAAGCCCUUUGGACCUGGUGAACUCAUUAGUGAGUGCACGGAAUAUUUAAAUAACACCUUGCCAUUUACUUCUCAUUAUUUCUUGAGGUAUAUAUAUGAUGUUUUAUCUUUGACAACGUAUAUCAUGGAAAGGUCACAGAUUGUUAUAUCCCA